Molecule: messenger RNA, 1613 nt
Organism: Syngnathus acus (greater pipefish)
Lineage: Eukaryota; Metazoa; Chordata; Actinopteri; Syngnathiformes; Syngnathidae
Gene: tomm40l
Product: translocase of outer mitochondrial membrane 40 homolog, like
Exons: 10
Coding region: 16-1140 (374 amino acids)
Biological process (GO): protein import into mitochondrial matrix
Cellular component (GO): mitochondrial outer membrane translocase complex; mitochondrial outer membrane
Molecular function (GO): transmembrane protein transporter activity
Source: RefSeq, a predicted model, not a curated record
CAUAAACAUGCGACAAUGUCUGUACAUCCACCAAUCCCUUUUGAGGACCUUGACUUAUCCUCCAAUCAAAUUGGAGUUGUACUUCCGCAUGCUCCGUCCUCUGACGCAACAACAAUGGGGAGUGUAUUGGCCGCUGGCUCCCCUCACCCACCGCCACCAUCCCCAGCUGGUGUGGCUGGUCCUGGCUUGACAGUCCCACCCGGCUUUGGGAUGCCUUCGGUAACUUCAGUACCACCCUCGACCGGUCUGACUUCAGCACAGCCACAGGAAGAAACCAAUCCUCUGCCAAAUCCUGGUACAUUUGAUGAAUGUCAUCGCAAAUGCAAAGAUGUUUUCCCGAUGCAGAUGGAAGGCGUCAGACUAGUUGUCAAUAAGGGUCUUAGUAACCACUUCCAGGUGAGCCACACUGUGUUGCUGAGCACUUUGGGGGAUUCCAGCUACAGAUUUGGUGCCACAUAUGUUGGACUCAAGCAAACAGGUCCAGCAGAGUCUUUUCCAGUCAUGGUGGGCGACAUGGACAACCUUGGCAGCCUUAAUGCUCAAGUCAUCCACCAGAUCAGCAACAGCGUACGAUCCAAAAUGGCCUUCCAGACACAGCAACAUAAAUUUGUCAACUGGCAAGGCGAUGCAGAAUUCAGAGGGAAAGAUUUUACAGCAACAAUCACACUCGGAAACCCCGAUGUCCUUAAUGGCUCUGGUAUCGUCGUAACGCACUACCUCCAGGCCCUCACGCCUGUUCUGGCUCUGGGAGGGGAGCUGGUGUACCAUCGAAAGCCAUCAGAGGAGGGUGCUGUGAUGGCUUUGGUUGGCAGAUACACAGGCAACAACUACGUCGCCACGGCAACUCUGGGAUCAGCCGGCGCGCACGCCACCUACUACCACAGAGCUAAUGAGCAGUUGCAGUUGGGUGUGGAGUUUGACGCGAGUACUCGCAUGCAAGAUACUAGCGUGUCCUUUGGCUACCAGCUCGAUGUGCCCGAAGCCAAUUUACAGUUUAAAGGCUCAGUAGACAGUAACUGGGUGGUUGGUGCAACUCUAGAAAAGAAGUUACCGCCGCUGCCUCUCUCCUUGGUUAUCUCCUCCUUCCUCAACCAUAACAAGAACAAGUUCCAGUGCGGUUUCGGCGUUACGAUCGGUUAAGCUGAGCGGCUGCAUGUUUAGUGACCUUAGCUGGAUGGACUCGCUCACUUUGGUACACAUGUGGGACAAACUAUUUAGCACUUAAAUGUUGAGAACCUCGUGUUUUAACUGACCUUUCAGAUGUUUUCAUGUUAUUUAGCUCCCGUUAAAGCUCAUAUCAACUUGAUUUUCACAUUUCUGAAACACAUGGACUGUUGCUUUAUUUUUAUUUUUUUUUACUGUAAAGUGAAGGAUGGAAAUGUCACUUUGUCUUCCUCGCUUAGUUUGCCUUUUUUAUGUUUCAUAUGUGACGCAGUGUGUUGGAACCUGGUCAAAUAGAUUUUAUUAACAAAAACAAAGCAAAAAUAAUAGUCUGUCUUGUUUUUUUUUUUUUACGUAGCCAUGAGAAGUUAUUGGACAAAAAGGCCACAGCCUCCCAGAGAGUUUCAUUGUGGUAUGUAAAUGUUUUUAUCCCUUGACAUACUGUGCAAAGC